UUCAUUGGUGUUUUUAUUUCUCUCUUUGUUUUUCACGAGAGGUUAUAUUCUUUCAGUGAAAGAAAUUAACCUCUUCAUCCUUUUCGCGCGUUAACGCGGAAGUGUUGUAUCGCGGUAUAUAUUUCGUAUAUAUAUGUGCGUGUGUGUCGUGAAUAUGUAUAUGUGUCCGUGUAUAUAGUUUUUACUAGCUCAUUCGUCGUCGUCGUCGUCGUCGUCGUCGCCGUCGUCGUAGUGUCGUUGUCGUCGUCGGCGGCUUUGACGACCGUUGUGAAUUUUCACCAAUGGCGCAUGCACGGCUCAGCUGUCCGCGUUUGGGAUUAAUCCGCGCUGAAAGAUAAUGCUUUUUAUAGUAUUUUUAUUCGAUUAGAGUUUAAGUGGUGGGACGUAGGUACUGUGUGGUAUAAUUGUGUGACGCUUUAAGUUAACGUGGAUUUACCUUUAUUUUCCAUUCGUCCUCCUCCUCCUCCUCCUGCUCCUCUUCCUCAUCCUCGUCUUCGUUGUCGUAUCUACGAUAUCGAGCAUUGAAAAUGUAGGAAAAGAGAAGAGAUAAAAUUCUAUCGUGAUCAACUACGAACGAGCACUUGCUGUAUUAUAAUAUACCUAUAAAUGAUUAUAGUGUUUGAUGUCAUACGAUUUUCAUGUUGAUUUCUCGAUCGUGGAAUAUCUUAGUCAUUUUCGUUUAACUAUGUCUAUUACGACACACGUUUCGAAUUUUUUCUUUCGUCAGAAGGUCUACGCGUAAUACUUUGAGAUCCUUGAUCAAGAAACAUCUCUAACAAAAGAUUUCCUAUAUCAAUUGUAUCGUCUAUUGUAUAUGUUCAAUUCUACCUGUAAUAACACUUAAGUAAGGAUCCUAUUUCUUCAUAUUUUAUUUUUUUUUUUUUACAAAAGAAAACAAAAAACCACUCCAAUUCGAGUAAUCAACAUUUUUCAUAACACGUACAAGCAAUGCUUUUCUCGAUUCGAACGUACCGUUUGUCUUUCAUCAAUCAAACGUGUCGUUACGAUAUCGGUUGUGCCAACAAGUCGUUGCACAUUGACUGGAUACAUGUGUUUUUCAAAAAUUUACCUCUACUACUUCAUCGUUCUGACAUCGUAUCUAAUUAAGUAAUGUAAUGGUGCUACGUUACUUCUCCUACUCAUCAAAUGGAAAAUGGACUAAUGCACCAAGAAAAGAGUAUAUUGUUGCGGCAUUGUAGCCUUAACUCCUAACAGGAGAAAUGGAAAUAAUAAGAGAUGAGGAUAGGCGCAGGCGCCUGAGAUUGUUGGAGGAACGUAUUAAGGAUCCUAGAAGUGUGACUAAUAUCGACAGUUUGUUAGAUACGGUCCAAGCGCUUGUUGCAGACUGUGAUCAUCCUGGUGUUAAGCGUAUGAAGAAUAUAGAAGCCUAUAUGAAUAGAUAUGAUUCCGUCGCUCAAGAUAUUUGUAAAAUGCGAAUGCGUAUCGAUGACUUUACUUUGAUUAAAGUUAUAGGACGUGGUGCAUUUGGUGAAGUUCAACUAGUUAGACACAAAUCUACUCAAAAAGUCUAUGCUAUGAAAUUACUCAGCAAAUUUGAAAUGAUCAAGCGUUCGGAUUCAGCCUUUUUUUGGGAAGAACGAGAUAUUAUGGCUCACGCUAAUUCGCAGUGGAUAGUUCAACUACAUUUUGCUUUUCAAGAUCAAAAGUAUCUCUACAUGGUAAUGGAUUAUAUGCCAGGUGGAGAUUUAGUUAAUUUGAUGUCUAAUUAUGAUGUACCAGAAAAAUGGGCCAAAUUUUAUUGUGCCGAAGUAGUGCUCGCAUUAGAUGCAAUACAUCGUAUGGGAUUUGUACAUCGAGAUGUCAAACCAGACAAUAUGCUGCUUGACAAGCAUGGCCAUUUGAAACUUGCAGAUUUUGGCACGUGUAUGAGAAUGGAUGCUGAUGGAUUGGUUCGUUCUGAUACUGCAGUAGGUACACCUGAUUAUAUAUCACCCGAAGUACUUCAAUCACAGGGUGGAGAAGGUGUAUAUGGUAGAGAAUGUGAUUGGUGGUCUGUUGGUGUAUUUUUAUAUGAAAUGCUCGUUGGGGACACUCCAUUUUAUGCUGAUUCAUUAGUUGGAACAUAUUCGAAGAUUAUGGAUCAUAGAAAUGCACUACAUUUCCCCCAGGAGCUUAACAUUUCGCAUUAUGCAAAAAAUUUGAUAUGUGGCUUUCUCACGGAUAGAACUAAACGGUUAGGAAGAAAUGGCAUGGAAGAAAUCAAAAGCCAUCCAUUCUUUAAAAAUGAUCAGUGGACUUUUGAAAAUUUAAGAGAAUGCGUACCACCCGUGGUACCCGAAUUAUCAGGAGACGAUGAUACCAGCAAUUUUGAUGAUGUCGAUAAAGAAGAUGGACCGGAGGAAAGUUUUCCAGUACCAAAAGCAUUUUCUGGAAAUCAUUUACCAUUCAUAGGUUUCACAUAUUCGGGAGAUUAUCAAUUAUUAGCUAUUAAUGGGAAAGAAUCUGUAGAUGGUUUAGAAAAUCAUAUUAAUAAUGGUACUAACGAUGAUGCCAAAAUCUCACAGUUAGAAAAUUUAUUAGAACGAGAAAGAAGGCAAAUUGAAUCUAUGGAAGCAAGACAAAGAGCUUUGUCCGUUCAAUUAGAAACCAUGACACGCAGGGAGACUGAAUUACGUGAAGAGGCGGGAAGAGCAGAUAAAGAGUUAACUUUAUUAAGACAUAAUUAUAAAGAAGCACAAAGGAAAGUAGAUCAUGAAACAGAAGCUCGUAGAAAGGCAGAAUCUUUAUUAAUGGAAUUAAAAAAGAAAUUUGACGAGGAACAAUCUAGGAGAGCACGAGACGCUAGUACUUCACAACAGACAUUUGAACGUGUUAACACAUUAGAAAAACAAAUUAAAGAAAUGCAAUCUAAAUUGGAAAGAGAAACGGAGACAGUAACGAGAUUACGAAAACAAGCUACUGAAAUUACUGUAGCUCGUCAAGCUGCCGAACAAAUGGCUAAUGAACUGCAAAUUGCAAGAACUCAAUUGCAAGCUCAGCGAGAUACCUUACAGCAAGAAGUUGCCGCAUUGCAAGGUCAACUAUCAAAAGAACGUAGCUCUCGAUCACAGGCGUCGUCUUUAACAGUAGAACUAGAAACGCGUUUAUCUGCUUUACACCUUGAAUUGAAACGUAGUCAUGAAAAAGAAGAGAAAGCUACUUUGGACAACAGACAGCUAAAUGAAAAAGUAUCGGCAUUAGAAAAAGAAACAGCAAGUUUGACGCUUGAAUUAAAAGCUGCACAAGCUAGGUAUAAUCAAGAAGUUGUUGCACAUCAAGAGACGGAAAGAUCACGUAUACUAUCGAAGGAAGAAGCAAAUCUGGAAGUUGUUAAAGGACAUCAUAAUGGAAUAUUCUCAGCUUUACAAGCAAAAUUGAACGAAGAGAAGAGUGGUAGACAAAAAGCGGAAUUACUUGCACAAGAAAAGGAGAGACAAACUUCUAUGCUAUCGGUGGACUACAGACAAAUCCAGCAACGUUUGCAGAAACUUGAGGGUGAACACAGACAAGAAGUGGAAAAAGUUAAAGUACUUCAGGGCCAGGUUGAACAGGAACAACAAAAGAGAAAUGUUCUUCAAACUGAUUUGGCACAACAGUCCUCGGAAGCUGGAAGAUUACGUGCUAGGGAACAACAGUUAAUUGGUGAAGUAACUCAAUUAAGAGAAGCCAAACGACAAAUAGAGGAAGAAUUACAUCAUUUGAAGACUCAAAGAAAUGUUGAUCAGCUACAGACUAAAGAAUUACAAGAACAACUGGAAGCAGAAGCUUACUUUUCGACUCUUUAUAAAACACAAACUCAAGAAUUACGUGAAGAGCUUGAAGAGAAAACGAGAUCACAGCAGGAGUUGGAAGAAGAACGUAGUUCUUUGGUUCAUCAAUUACAACUUUCUUUAACCAGAGGAGAUAGCGAAGCAUUGGCAAGAUCAAUAGCUGAAGAAACUGUGGCUGAUCUUGAAAAAGAACGUACCAUGAAGGAAUUGGAAUACAAAGAUGGAGUUGCUAAACAUCAUCAGGAAUUGAAUGCUAAAGAACAGAUUAUAAACAGACUUAAAGAUGGGGAAGCGGAAUUAAAGAAAUCUGUCGAACAAUAUAUUAAAGAGAAAGAAGACUUGAAUAAACGGGUGAAAGAACUUCAAGAACAACUCAAUAAAGCACAAUCUAAUGCUGAAGAAAUAGAAAAACUCAGUAGUAAAUUAAAGACUGAGCAAGUGCUUAAACAACAAGCUGUUAAUAAGUUGGCUGAAAUCAUGAAUAGAAAAGAUGUAUCAUCUACUGGUAAAAAUAAGAACAAAGCAUCUGCUACGGAUCUUAGAAAGAAGGAAAAAGACUGUAGACGCUUUCAGCAAGAACUUACUCAAGAACGUGAAAAAUAUGGACAAUUGGCAGCUAAAUGGCAGAAGGAUCUACAAGAUUUACAAGCACAACUCGUGGAAGAAAAUCAAGCAAAAUUGAGGCUACAAAUGGAAUUGGAUUCAAAGGAUUCGGAAAUUGAAACGUUGCAAAUGAAAAUAGCUAGCGUCAAUUCAGAAACAGCAAGUGUUUCUUCCGUUGAAAAUGAUGGAGAAGAUUCCGUUUUAUCCGAGCACGGUUCUAUGAGAUUAGAGGGUUGGUUAAACGUGCCAAACAAACAAAAUAUUAAGAGGCAUGGUUGGAAGAAGCAAUACGUGGUCGUUUCAUCGAAAAAGAUCAUUUUUUAUAAUAGUGAAAACGACAAAAUGAACGCCGAUCCAGUUUUGAUAUUAGAUUUGAGUAAAGUAUUUCAUGUUAGAUCUGUCACGCAAGGUGAUGUUAUCCGCGCCAAUGCCAAAGAUAUUCCUAGGAUUUUUCAGUUACUUUAUGCUGGUGAAGGUGAAGCUAGAAGACCUGGGGACGAAGGUAAUGCAUUAUCUGGAAUAGAAUUACCACAACUUACAGAUAAACCUGGUACUCAACAAUUGAAGGGUCACGAAUUUGUUUCAAUAUCUUAUCAUAUGCCAACUGCUUGUGAAGUUUGUUCUAAACAACUUUGGCAUAUGUUUCGUCCAUCUCCAGCAUUGGAAUGUCGAAGAUGUCGUAUAAAAGUUCAUAAAGAACAUUUGGAAAAGAAAGAAGAUGCCAUAGCUCCGUGUAAAUUACAUUAUGAUCCAAACAGUGCACGAGAAUUGUUGGUCCUUGCGGGAAGUCCAGAGGAACAAAAAUAUUGGGUUACAAGAUUAUCUAGGCGUAUACAAAAGUGUGGUUAUAAAGCUAAUUCACAUGUCGAUGGCACAGGACAACGUGUCUCGCCAAGGGAAUCAACAAGAUCGACGUUAAAGCCAUAUUUAUCGGUGCAACAACGCUCAGCAACAUUGCCAGCAAAUGCCAGUAUGGGCAAGUGACCUUAGCUUGCAUUGAUAAUUCUUCUUCAAUCGUCAGUGCACUUGAUAUUGUUAUCAUUUAGUCCUUCUUUACUAAGGUUCGCGUUACUUUAGUCAAACAAGCGUCGCAUCGGUUGAUUUUUCACUUUGUACACCCGAUGAUGAUGAUGAAGAUAAUGAUAAUGAUAAUGAUGAAGAUGAUGAUGAAUGAAUGAUGAUCAUGAUUUAUUAAGUUCAUUAUUCUCACAUACAUUUUCCAGAAGCCAUGUGUUUCAGAGUCUACUACUGCUACUUCUAGUACUACUACUACUACUACUACUAUUACUACUUCUACUGCUACUACUACUACUACUACUACUACUGCUACUGCUGCUACUACUUACUUGUAGUUCCAUGUGUUUGUGUCGGAAUUAGCGAUCAAAAUACAUUGUUAACAAAUAUCAUAUUAGUUGGAAAACAAAAAAAGAUGGAAGGAACAACAUAAUAAGAAGAAAUGAAUUAACGACAAUUGCGAUAUAAACCGGAUAUUUAAUUAAUCGGUUAUAUUAUAGCAAUGAGAUCAAAUUCUAAUCAAGUCCCAGAGCUGUAUGGAAAAAACAGGGUUAAUAGGAUAUACCAACAACAACAAUAAUAACAACAACACAAGUGGAGUUUUAACAAACAAACAAACAAACAGAAUAAUAACCAUUACUUAUUCCAAAAUAUAACAGCACGUUAUAUGUUGAAAAUCAAGGAAACUAUAAAAGUAAUGCGAAUGGGGAAAAGGAUAAGAAAAGAACGAAUGACAAUGAUGGAGUCGUUAUUUAUAAUAACAAGUUUUAUCGACAUGAAUUAUUUUAACAACAAAUUAGCGAAGAAAUGAAAUAACCUACUAACAACAUCUGCGAUCAAGAAAUCAAAGUGAAUGUAUUUAUGCAGCCUUCUUCUCUUAUUCAUCUUUGGUAUUAAUUUGACUAAAAAAAAAAAAAAAAAA
Messenger RNA from Polistes dominula (European paper wasp), 6309 nucleotides. RefSeq names its product Rho-associated, coiled-coil containing protein kinase 2 (gene ROCK2). Gene Ontology annotation, biological process: peptidyl-threonine phosphorylation; Rho protein signal transduction; cortical actin cytoskeleton organization. Gene Ontology annotation, molecular function: Rho-dependent protein serine/threonine kinase activity; small GTPase binding; ATP binding. Lineage: Eukaryota; Metazoa; Arthropoda; Insecta; Hymenoptera; Vespidae. Gene Ontology annotation, cellular component: cytoplasm; cytoskeleton. The record is from RefSeq and is a predicted model, not a curated record.